GAGCCGGUGUUCCUGGCAUCGCCGGUGUUCCUGGUGUUCCUGGAGUUCCUGGAAUUCCCGGUGUCCCUGGUGUCCCAGGCGUUCCUGGUGUGCCUGGGGUUCCCGGUGCUGUGCCUGGUGUCGGAGUGGGUGGCCCGGCAGCAGCAGCCGCAGCAAAGGCUGCAGCGAAAGCAGCGGCGAUCGGACGUGUUCCCGGCGUUGGCGUGCCCGGUGUAGGUGUGCCCGGAGUAGGUGUGCCCGGCGUUGGCGUUCCCGGAGUAGGUGUGCCCGGCGUAGGUGUGCCUGGAGUUGGUGUGCCUGGUGUGGGUGUGCCCGGUUUGGUGCCCGGGGUCGGUGUUCCAGGAGGCCCAGCAGCCGCCAAAGCAGCCGCCAAAGCAGCUAAGUACGGAGCAGGUGGCCUUGUUCCCGGCGUGGGUGGCCUUGUUCCCGGCGUGGGUGGCCUUGUUCCUGGAGUAGGUGGCCUGGUUCCUGGUGUUGGAGGUGUCCCAGGGGUCGGAGGCCCAGCAGCAGCAGCCAAAGCAGCAGCCAAGGCAGCUAAAUUCGGUGCAGGGGUGCCAGGUGCGGUGCCCGGCGUGGGCGGAGUGCCUGGAGUGGCACCUGGUGUUGGUGGCGUGCCCGGCUUGGUGCCGGGGGUGGGAGUACCUGGAACUGGCAUCCUCCCCGGGGCAGGCAUCCCCCAAGUAGGGGUGCAGCCUGGUGCUAAACCUCCCAAAUUCGGUGUCCCCGGGGUUGGAGUCCCAGGGGUUGGUGGCCUCCCAGGUGGCCUCGGAGUCGGUGGCCUCGGCAUUGGUGGGCUCGGAGCUGCUGGGAAACCUCCCAAGCCAGGGGUUGGAGUUCCCGGCUUCGGCGUGUCACCGAUAUUUCCAGGUGGGGUCGGCGGCCAGCUGGGAUUUGGCGGGAAGCCCCCCAAGCCCUACGGAGGAGCCCUGGGUGCCCUGGGCUUUAGAGGCGGCGCGGGCUGCGCAGCAGGGAAGUACUGCGGGAGGAAGCGGAAGUAACGCUCCGUCACCGAUGACCUCAUGAACUUUGGUGCUACUGCAUGGUCCAGAAUGUAAAUCCGAAGCAAAGCUGAGACACCCCCUCCCCGGACCCCUCCAUCCGUCCCGGGGCCGUGCCCGGCCCCGCGUUCCCCGGAGGGACCCCGCGUUYCCCGGCACCGUCCGUCCCCCCCCGCCCCUCGGUCCCGGCAGGGAGCGCGGAAUAAACUGCGGGGAGCAGCCGUCCCCCUUGGUGCUAUCGCUCUCUGCGGGAUUUGGGGGGGGGCCUGGGCUGUCGCGCCCCUCCCCAGCCCCAGAGCUGACCCCCGGGGUGGGGGAGCAGGAUGAGGGGCACCCCACAUUGGAGGAAGGGA
Malurus melanocephalus (red-backed fairy wren) is the source of this 1351-nucleotide messenger RNA. Its product is annotated as elastin-like. The annotation marks the transcript as partial. Gene Ontology annotation, molecular function: extracellular matrix structural constituent. NCBI's taxonomy places the organism in Eukaryota, Metazoa, Chordata, Aves, Passeriformes, Maluridae. The record is from RefSeq and is a predicted model, not a curated record. The transcript is spliced from 15 exons.